AUGGUUGGGAAGAGCCACUUACCUCGACUUGAUGCAUUCAAGGAGUUUGAGUGGUUCAGCAUACACUUUAAGCAAUUCCCGAGUCACUUCGAUCCCAAAUCCACAGCAGAGACCGGCGGAGGACCCCAGCGCCGGCUGGCCGGCCGCAUCACCGGCGGAGAGAAGAUCUCCCGCUGCGCUCGUCCUGGAGGAGGAGCCACCGCGGAGGUGGGUGCCGGGCGCAACGCCGCUGUAGGCGCCAUCCGCGAGCGCGAGCGCUGCUGCUGCGGGGCCGGAACGGCUGCUCGACGGCGGACUCUCCAGCGGGACCGCGAGGGCCCCGAGGCGGCGGCCCGCGCCUGUGCGCCGCAAAGCCGGAGGAGUGGUGGGUGUCUGGGACGGCGCGGCAGCUUCGGCAUCGACUGCCGCGGCGCAAGAGGAGCCGCUCACGCCGGAGCCAUAGAUGAAGACGGAGGCCCCGGUCGGCACGGACUCGAAGGCGAGCGCGUGACAGGCGGCGACCUCGACGACCGCAGAGGUCGGAGAUGGCAGCGGCGCGGCCUCGUGCUCGUCGUGUCGUCGUCAAGGACGACGAUGUCGUUCCCCGGCGCCGCGCUCAACCGUCGCGUGCUCCGCGUUGGGAGCCGCCACCGGCCCGGACUUCAGCAGGCCACUGAGCCAUGGUCGCGCAGAAGGGCGCCGCUGAGCCGCGUGCUAGAUGGAGCGCUCGCACUGCUUGCAGGCUGUAAGUCGUCCGUGCCGUGGAUGCGAACAGAGGCUGCUGCCUCCGGUCUUGGACAUGAGACCGCAUCAUCGACAACAUCAUUCACCGUUUGAGUACCUGUGAAGAAAUCCACAGGAAGAGGUGUCGAGAGAGUCGCCGCGCCGGGGCUGUGGUCGCCUCGGGCUGGUGCAGGAGGUCGAGGCUGCGGGGUCACUCGGCGGCUGAAGACAUGCGCCGCCGCGCCGCUCUGCAGGGUGAGGCCUGCUCGCAUCAUACGGCGGAGGGCUUGUCCUGCCGCCAGUUGCCGAGGACGACGCUCCGUCGGAGAGCGUGCUGAUAACGUGUGAAGGAUCGAUUGUAAACGAACAAAAGAGUCGAACAAAUGAAUCGAUAAGAUAUUUUUCCA
Molecule: messenger RNA, 1109 nt
Organism: Aegilops tauschii subsp. strangulata
Lineage: Eukaryota; Viridiplantae; Streptophyta; Magnoliopsida; Poales; Poaceae
Source: RefSeq, a predicted model, not a curated record